GAUUCAAAGUCGAUGGUUCCAAAAGUCUGUCGUGAGGAAAGUGGUUUCUUUAGCCAUAGCUUUUAACACCAUGUUUCUUGACAGGUUCCAUGCCGCCCCUUCAAUUAAACGGUCGUAUGAGAUAUGAUUCACCCACUAAAAAUUGGUAGAAGUUUACACGUUUUCAUAACUUGUAUAUAUAGCUAUUGGCACAUUGAAUGAAUGCCAAUGCCUUCUAUGGGUAUUCGGUUUUUAUAGUUCAAUUGUAUUCCAGAAGAACUUCUGCUAGUGGCCAUGAUGUGUGAGCCUUGAUCCAUUCUCGCCUCACGCAAGUGUAUGGCCUGUGUCUAAGAAAGUUAUCAUCCCCUGGAAUCUACUCGACUGAUCGCUGAACAUGAUUCAAAACCUCAAUCAAACAACAUACACAAUAAAUUCAGAAGUGUGCAUCUUUGUUUCUUUGAAGUUUUUUGUCAGUCAGUAUACACAAUAAAUUCAGAAGCGAUCUUCAGUAUGCAUGAUCUUUGUUUCUUUGAAGUAUUUUGUAAUCAAUUGCACCAUUAACAAAUAACCGGACCUUCCCUUUUGGAGAGGGGCUAUUAUAACUUUGCAGGAAUACUUCCAAAAAUCGGGGUAGAGGAAUUUUCGCCAUGUUUUUUCUCAAGGAUGGUCGAAUUCGACUCAUUGAGGAUCGAUUGCUCCACACGGAAGAUCCGUCAAAGGAGCCUAAAGAAUGGGAGGAUCUUGAAGGCCAAAGCGGAGUGUUUGUGAUUGCUCUAUUUGCCGUUGAAAGAUCAAGAAAUCAUAUAUAUUUGAAGAAGAUUUUACAGGAGAAUCGCAAUCUGAUUCGAAUAGAAAGGAAUUUUCGCUGGCUUCAGUGGCUGGUCAGGCUGGAUUUGAUUGUUUCUCAUUCCCUAGAUGUUCUGCUUGAAAAUUUAGGAAGCUUGCCAUCGUUGCGGGAUCUUAAACUACCAAAUUCUAUGGAUCUGGCUUCGCUUCGAAACGGAGCCGCCGUAAUUCCAUGGAAAUCCAAGAACUGCUUCGAAGAAUUGAAAGAGCAUCCACUUGCAGGAGAUGAUCUUCUUUCAAAAGAAAAUCAUCUGGAACAAAAUUUAGUUUUGUUUUCCCGCUUCAAUAAGGAGAUUUAUAAUCCAAACUCGCUCAAGAAUGAACAUCUGUAUAUCCCCGGGGGAUUUCCAGCAUGCUCUGGAACUCUUGUGAUGUAUAACAGCUGUGUCCCGCGAAACAGCUUUAAGAUGUUUGUAAGCCUCAAAUACUUGCGGUUACUGAAACCUCCAGAAGUGCUUCUGCCAUGUAACCCUCUAUCAAGAGAAGGCCCUCGGUGUACUACUAUUAUUUCGAUUUCCAGCCCUGGAAAGCUUCAAGAGAUACACAUCCAGGCCAUUUUGAAAAGAUGCAGGGAUUCGUUGAAAUUGGGAAAUCGUCUGGCAAUAUUUGUGCGGCGUAAUCCGGUGUCCAAGGAGUUCGAUCAUCUGCACAUUAUUUUUGACGAGCCUUCCAAAAUUAACAUGCUUGCAUUCAGCAUGAAUGGAUGGGAAAAUAUUUUUAUUUUGGCGGAACUGCCGGUAGGGCCUGUUUACCUUCCAAGGAAGGUUCCUUUGCAGCGGAUAAAGUGCUCUGUUUUUCUGGUUUACCACGGGCCGGAUGUGAGGGAAAAUUUCAUCCACAAUUUGUUUGAAUCUUUUAACGCAGGAGGAGUUAAAGUUGUUAAUAUUGACUUGAAUAAAUGGGAAAUAGAGGAAAGGGGAAAAUGUCGAGUCUUGGAGCAGGGCUGGGAGAGGACAGAUAUUCACAUUCCGAUUGUCUCCAGGCACUGUGAAGACUCUUUUUCUCGGCAUCUGGGAGAAUUCUUGCGCAUGUGCAGAUCAAAUAGCUUAAUCAGACCAUUGUUCUAUGAAGUAGAACCAACAGAUAUCCUCGAUAUCAGGAGGUUUUAUAUGAGUGAUAUUGGCGUGGUGGCUACGCAGGAUUGUUCAAGCACCAGAGUGAUCAAUGAAGUUUCCUCUUCGCGAAAUGCUCGACCUCAAAUGUCUUUCCAAACUGGCUGGUCCUUGGUAGGUGACGGGAGCUCAGAGCAGCUCGUGAGACGUAUAGUAUUGGAUAACCUCCGAAUGGUGAAUUAUCUGCCAUCUCAUGCUGUGGGGCUGGAGGAACGCAUGAGGGAUCUGAUGGACAUACUCAAAAUGGAAUCAGAUGAUUCCCUAGCAGUAGGGAUAUGUGGUAGUGGUGGAAUUGGGAAGACUACUCUUGCCAAAGCCAUUUUUAACAGCAUAAGUUUCAGGUUUCAAGCGGCUACCUUUGUUGCUGAUGUCAAGAGACAGGAGAUAUGUGAAAUCCAGGAACAAAUUUUGAGGGAUCUUGUAGGACGAUGCAUCUCUGUGAAUAGCGUUAAACAUGGAAAGGCACUAGUGAAAGCUAAUGCAGGAUCCAUUCGGGCACUUGUUAUUCUGGACGACAUUAACAAUCUAAAGCAGCUCGAAGCAUUCAGUGUGGAUUGGCUUGCACGCGGGAGCAGGGUCAUUCUGAUAUCCCGAGAUGACCGACUAUUUUCAUGUGGACAGACAGAUGGUAUCUAUCACGUCCAUAGAUUGUCAGAUAAACAGAGCAUUGAAUUAUUUAGCUGGCAUGCUUUACUCAGAAAAUAUCCUCAUAAUCAAUACGAAGGGUGGUCUAAAAGGAUUGUAAAAGCUUGCCAUGGAAUUCCACUACUGUUAGAAAUAGUUGGAGCAUCCUUGUAUGGCAAUAAAAAUGUCAGGGAUUGGGAAAGCUCUACCAAGCUCCUAGAAGAUACAAUGGGUCAGGACAUCCACAUGCGGCUAAUAUUUAGCUACCAAGGUCUUGAUCCUUGUGAACAAGAGAUAUUUCUGGACAUUGCUUGUUUCUUUAUUGGCAAUGAGAAUAUGGAAACAGCAUCUAGGUACUGGGAAGCUAUUGGGCUUCGUCCAAGAACAGCCUUGGAAAACCUAGUUCAGAAGUCCCUUUUAUGGAUAGAUGAACAAAAUAAGUUUAUAAUGCAUGAUUAUGUCCAGGAAAUGGGUAGGGCGAUAGACAGUGUGUCUUCGAAGUUGAAGGAACGUACAAGAAUAUGGAAGCCAGAAGAAGCAAUGAAUAUAACGAGUAGAAACAUGGAAUUGGGGAAUCUCAGCGUGCUGCGGUUAAAGAAUGUUGCAUAUCUUCAGAAGCUUCCUGACGACCUCUCAAGAUUAGCCUCUCUUUCAAUGGUGGACUUAGAGAAAUGUCAAAACUUGAAGGAACUUCCCAGCUCUAUUGGGUGUCUAGGAAAACUCAAAACCUUGAAUCUAUCUGGGUGCAGAAACUUGGUAGAGCUUCCAGACAGCAUCUCUAAACUCUCCUCACUUGAACGUCUUUCAUUACGUCAUUGCUUUUCACUAAAGGAGUUUCCUAGUGCAUUUGAAGAGCUAACUGCUCUGGUAGAGCUAGAUGCAGGAUUUUCAGGUGUAAAUAAGCUCCCUUCUUUACAAAGGCUCUCUCAACUGGAGAAGUUGAUUCUAACUGGUUGCUGGUCUAUUAGAUCACUGCCUCAUAGAAUUGGGCAGCUCGCUAAUCUAAAAGAGCUUGAUAUCCACUCUCUGGGGCUUGUAAAAGAGCUGCCUUCAUUAGAGAAACUCUCAUCCCUGAAAAAACUGGUUUUAAAUGGCUGUGCCAGUUUGACAGGUUUGCCUUCCUCAAUUAGGAAGCUCUGCUGUUUGGAAUACCUGGAUAUGAAUGGGUGUAGUAGCAUAUAUCUCUUACCAGAGGAAUUUGGAGACCUUGUCCGUCUGAAGAAAUUGUUCAUGAACAAUUGCUUCAGAUUAAGUAUGCUACCUGACAGUUUUGGAAACCUUAAAAACCUCACAACUCUGGAAAUGAAGCAUAAUUGUAAUUUAAUGAGACUUCCUUUUAGCUUUUCUAAACUGCAUUCGCUGCUCUGGUUGGACGCUAGUGAUUGCAAUCUCUUGGACGGCCUUCCUGAAAAGAUUGGGGAUUUGCCGGCAUUGCAAUUUAUCAACUUAGGAAACAAUUUUUUCCGUGAAUUGUCUUCUACCAUUCAUGACCUCUGUUAUUUAAAGGAGCUGAACUUGAGCAAAUGCCAAUCUCUGGAAAGACUUCCGCCCCUUCCCAAAGGACUUGUGAGGCUGGAUGCUGGAGACUGUACACAAUUGAAGACAAUCAAUGAUAUGUCCCACUUGGAAAGGCUGAAAAUCUUGAUCUUAUGCAACUGUGAAAAUCUCAUAAGGUUGCCAGACCUCAAAUCAUGCCAGUCCUUAAAAAUGCUGAACAUAUCAAGAUGCAGAAAGGUUAGAAGCCUGGCAGGAGCUGAAGAGUUAAGCUCGUUAAAGACAUUGUACUUAAGUGGAUCCGGUGUCUCUGCAUUAGGGCUUAGCCAGUGGAUAAAGGAUAUGCCCAACUUACAAGAGUUGAGUAUUUAUGCAAAUGGAAUUCCACAAUGGUUAGAACAUAAAUCAAGGGAUCAAUAUCUGCAAGAUCAGAAUUUCACAGAUAUACUAAUCUCUCCUGUAAACAAGACAGCCCAAUGUGGAGGAGUUUUACUGUGCUUUGUUUUGAAAUUCAUGUAUGAAUUCCGAAGUGAUGAAUCCCUUUCUCUAAACUGCAUGAAGAUGAGCAUUAGAGGAGGUGAUGGGGAAGAAUUAUGGUCUACAGUCUUCAAUAAUAGACAGAAAGUUGAAGGUGAUCAGUUGUACAUUUGUCUAUAUGGGGCUAAUCAUCCGCUCACCAUGAGACUGAAAAAUAUUGAUCAUCUCCAAGUGAUGGCAAAAGGCACAAAUAUUCAAAUUAAAGAAUGUGGAAUGAAGCUUUUAUAUAAUGGAAUUGGGGAUCCGAGUUUAGUGAGAUUGGAGGAGGACUUGACUUCACUGAUGGCAAAUUACAUUGAUGAAACAAUCAUGGCCAAAGUGGCUGCCAACAAAACUGAAUUCCCUCAUCAAACUGUGUAUGAAGAAGACGGUGAUGUAUAUGACUAUGAAUAUUCUACCAGUGAUGAUGAAUAUGAAAGUAAUGAAGACUGCACUCACAUGGAUAAAAUAGGUGGCAUAAAGUAUCCAUGGGUCAAGACUUGUGGCUCAAUUAAAAAGUAAUUUAUAAAAGAAGAGUUUUUAGAAAAAAGCUAAAGUGCCUCUUUCAUAUGAGUUGCUUUUUGUUUGGCUGUAUAGACAUAUAUGCUAAGCCGUCCUAGAUUCAAUAGUUAAAAUUUGAAUUUGAAAAUUGAAUGAAAUAUUAAGAGUU
Messenger RNA from Cryptomeria japonica (Japanese cedar), 5241 nucleotides. RefSeq names its product disease resistance protein RPV1. Gene Ontology annotation, biological process: defense response. NCBI's taxonomy places the organism in Eukaryota, Viridiplantae, Streptophyta, Pinopsida, Cupressales, Cupressaceae. Bases 627 to 5093 code for a protein of 1488 amino acids. The transcript has 5 exons. The record is from RefSeq and is a predicted model, not a curated record. Gene Ontology annotation, molecular function: ADP binding; protein binding.